This is a messenger RNA of Mollisia scopiformis, 2274 nucleotides long. RefSeq lists its product as uncharacterized. The record is from RefSeq and is a predicted model, not a curated record. The transcript is spliced from 8 exons. The coding region runs from base 390 to 2075 and encodes 561 amino acids. NCBI's taxonomy places the organism in Eukaryota, Fungi, Ascomycota, Leotiomycetes, Helotiales, Mollisiaceae.
CUCUAGGUCUUUGCAUUCUAGAACGAGUGAUCCACCUUAAUUAUGUGACAACGAUGAAUGAUAUUCGCUCAAAGGAUCCCCUACGACUGCAGAGGCAUGCCACCGGUAGCGCAGAGAGAAUCUGCCCAACAGAGUCCUAUUCUAUUAAAUGUCAAUGUUCUAAAGGAUAUAUACACCUCGACCCCAAUAAUAACUUCGGACCCACUUUAAUCAUUGCACCAAAGCAACUACUCAAGACGGUACGUAUGUUAUCAAGAGCUUUAUAUUGAACAUAGUGAAUGAGUGUUUGGUUUAGUAGAAAAAGAGACAUAACCCUAUUGCUGACGAUGCAUGUCUAGUGGCGGGAUGAAUUCGAGAAACUCAUCGACUCCUCCAAAAAUCCCUUGAAUAUGAAAAUGAUAGUUGCGCACCCGACAGAAGGUCGCACCUAUACCAAGAAGGCUUUGGAAGACCUCCUUCAAGAGGCGGAAAUUUAUGGGGAAAAUACAUCGAAUUUGAUUAUUGCCACGACAUCAGGAUCAUUCAAGAAGCAAGUUGGUGAUGUUGUGGGGAGGAAAAUUAAGUGGCGCCGUGUUAUCCGCGACGAACUGCACCUAGAGAAAACGCCGGCAACUAAGAACAUCAAACUCAUGCUUAGUGAGACAGCGAAAAGACGACGAGGUCCUACAUCAAUGUGGGCAUUAUCUGGAACUCCCUUUGAAAGAAGUCCAAAAGAUCUAGCUGGUUACAUUUCAGUGCUGCGAACCGGCGCCGAAAAUGCUUGGGAAAUUGAUGGCAGGGAUGAGCUAAAAUUCGGACUCGCAGCCCCCUUUCAGGAAAUUGACACGAAGUACAAUAAGCUAAUAAAAGAUGCUCAAAAGGGCAAAACCCUUCGGAAAGUAGAUAUAGAAGGCGUCUUAGGGAAGUUCGGGAAAAUUCUUCAUGCUCUGAUGAUACGACGUACAAUGUCAUCGUCGUGGUUUGGAAAAGUCUUGCUGGAUGUACCCGAGAGCGAGCAUCAGGACCUGUCAUUUACGGUAAGUUCCGCGUACAAGAAUGACUUGGACUGGCUUCGUGAGUGUGCGCAGCACAAUUUGCAAAGAGCUGCUGCUGCUCGGCAAACGAAAGCUUCAACGAAGUUUUCACAGCCGAAAGCACAGUCGCGAGCAUCGGGCACAGAGUACCAGAAAUACGGCAGAAGAUUACGGUUGGCUGCUACAAUUCCAGCUAUCCCAGGACUGCUGAGGAAAAAGGAAAUACUUGAUGACAUGUUUCUUCAGGAAACAAUCUUGAAACAGGGAUGGUAUGACAAUGGCCCAAAUUACAAUGCAUCGCCAUACAAGAAAUACUUGACACAAUUUGUUCAGAGCAGCGAGAAGUUCACACUGAUCAACCAACAUGUUCUACAAGUGCUGCGUACGCCGAAAGAUCCAGAAAACCCUGAGAAAAUCAUCAUCAUGAGCAGCUUUCCUGCAAUGGCCUUUAUUACAGCAUUAUGGCUUAAAAAAGGGAAACAUUCUGUGCUUUUCAUUCACUCCGCCCUCAAGAAUCGGGCGACCCUUGUCAACGAUUUUCAAGGCGUAAUGCGGGAAGACACUGAUGAGGCCAAGAGGCCAAAGACUACCACCAAAGGCACGAAAGCUGAGUCAGAGAGGGACGCGGCAAGGAAAGCAUCAAUUCUUGUCUCAACAAUACAGCUUAUUGGUACUGGAUUCACUAUAACAAGAGCAACGCAUGUGGUGAUGCUAGAACCGGCCUGGAUGUUAAGAGAUGAGAAACAAGGUUACGCUAGAAUCAGAAGAUUCAGUCAGAAGAACCCCACGUUUACGUGGAAGCUGAUCAACAACGACAGUUUUGUAGAGCCUCAGAUUAUGCAGAGACAUGCUGCUCGAGGACGUUUCGUUGAGCUCUCGUUCGGGGACAAUACGGACCAACAGGACUUUGGGCGGAAUGCCCCGCAAGACUUCGACAUCGUAGAUGAAGACAAGGGCGUGGCUGGCUCGAAGAAGCCCGCUGCACGCUAUACUGAUAAACAGCACGAAGAUUCUGAUGAAGAAGUAGACGGAUACUCGAGUGGUGAAGAGUUUGAGUUUUGAGGAAGAGGUUAUUUGAGAUAGUGUAACAGUCAUGUCGUUUUCCGCUCGGGUAACUUAGAAUUCCAUACGUUUCUCGAGAAGAUACUCUUUGGAAAACGUUUCCUAGGCCCGGCGAAUCCACUCUAAGAUGACCUGUUUAUCUCUUGAAAUUUAUGAUCCUUGUUAUUGUAGUCUUACAGCGCAAUUAAAUCGUACGUUC